This is a messenger RNA of Melospiza georgiana, 2321 nucleotides long. RefSeq names its product ATP binding cassette subfamily G member 4 (gene ABCG4). The transcript is spliced from 15 exons. Gene Ontology annotation, molecular function: ATP binding; ATP hydrolysis activity; ABC-type transporter activity. The record is from RefSeq and is a predicted model, not a curated record. Lineage: Eukaryota; Metazoa; Chordata; Aves; Passeriformes; Passerellidae. Bases 396 to 2321 code for a protein of 641 amino acids. Gene Ontology annotation, cellular component: plasma membrane.
CCGGGCAGAGCCCAUCCAUCCAUCCAUCCAUCCAUCCAUCCUGCUCCCCGCCCGGCAGCACCGGCCACGGGGCUGGGGGAGAGGGGAGCCCCGAGCAGCCGCUGACACUGCGGGGAUAGCGCUGGACACCGCGGGGCCGGAGCGCCCCCCGCCCGCCCUGCCCACCCAGCCCCGCGGAGGGAUGGGGAGGAGACCCGGGCCGGGCACCCUCGGGGGCAGCGCCCAGCCCGGCUCCCGCCGCUGAGCGCCGCAACCGAACCGAACCGAACAGGGCGGAACCGAACCGAGCCGAGCCCGGCCGGGCCCCCCGGGCAGCGCCCCUUUGUCUACGGAGGAGGCGAGGCGGGGGCGCUGAGGAGCGGAGCCGCCGCCCCGCACCCUGCCAGAGCGGCAGGAUGGCCGAGAAGGGCAUGGACCCCGCCUGCGUCUCCAUCGCCCUGGAGGACACGGUGUGCCACGCCGGCCCUCCCGACGCGCCGCUGCUCACCACGCACCUGAAGAAGGUGGAGAACCACAUCACCGAGGCGCAGAGGUUCUCCCACCUCCCCAAGCGCUCGGCUGUCAACAUCGAGUUCAUCGACCUGUCCUACUCCGUGCGGGAGGGAUCCUGGUGGAGGAAGAGAGGGUACAAGACCCUCCUGAAAUGCCUGUCGGGGAAGUUCUGCCAGCAGGAGCUCAUUGGGAUCAUGGGCCCCUCAGGAGCUGGGAAAUCCACGCUCAUGAACAUCCUGGCUGGCUACAGGGAGACUGGCAUGAAGGGGCAGAUCCUGGUGAACGGGCGGCCGCGGGACCUGCGCACCUUCCGCAAGAUGUCCUGCUACAUCAUGCAGGAUGACAUGCUGCUGCCACACCUCACCGUGCUCGAGGCCAUGAUGGUCUCUGCCAACCUGAAGCUGAGUGAGAAGCAGGAGGUGAAGAAGGAGCUGGUGAACGAGAUCCUGACGGCCCUGGGGCUGCUGGAGUGCUCCUACACCCGCACCAGCUGCCUGUCGGGGGGACAGCGCAAGCGCCUGGCCAUCGCCCUGGAGCUGGUCAACAACCCGCCCGUCAUGUUCUUCGAUGAGCCCACCAGCGGGCUGGACAGCGCCUCCUGCUUCCAGGUGGUGUCCCUGAUGCGCUCCCUGGCUCAGGGCGGGCGCACCAUCAUCUGCACCAUCCACCAGCCCAGCGCCAAGCUCUUCGAGAUGUUCGACAAGCUCUACAUCCUGAGCCAGGGCCAGUGCAUCUUCAAGGGCGUCGUGACCAACCUCAUCCCCUACCUGAAGGGCCUCGGCCUCCACUGCCCCACGUACCACAACCCCGCUGACUUCAUCAUCGAGGUGGCCUCAGGGGAGUACGGGGACCUCAACCCCGUCCUGUUCCGCGCCGUCCAGAACGGGAUGUGCACCAUGGCCGAGAAGAAGAGCAGCCCUGACAAGGCAGAUUCGUCGUGCCCCACGUGCGGGACGGACGUGGAUCACAUCGAGAGCCACACGUUCGCCACCAGCGCCACAACUCAGUUCUGCAUCCUCUUCAAGAGAACCUUCAUCUGCAUCCUGCGGGACACGGUGCUGACCCACCUGCGGUUCAUGUCCCACAUCUGCAUCGGGGUGCUCAUCGGGCUGCUCUACCUGCACAUCGGCAACGACGCGGGCAAGGUCUUCAACAACACCGGCUUCCUCUUCUUCUCCAUGCUCUUCCUCAUGUUCGCUGCCCUCAUGCCCACCAUCCUCACCUUCCCCCAGGAGAUGACCGUGUUCCUGAGGGAGCACCUCAACUACUGGUACAGCCUCAAAGCCUAUUACCUGGCAAAGACCAUGGCAGACGUGCCCUUCCAGGUGAUCUGCCCCAUCGCCUACUGCAGCAUCGUGUACUGGAUGACGGGCCAGCCCCCCGAGGCCACGCGCUUCCUGCUCUUCUCCGCCCUGGCCACCGCCACCGCCCUGGUGGCCCAGUCCCUGGGGCUGCUCAUCGGAGCUGCUUCCACUUCCCUGCAGGUGGCCACCUUUGUGGGACCUGUCACUGCCAUCCCCGUGCUGCUCUUCUCGGGCUUCUUCGUCAGCUUCAAGACCAUCCCCACCUACCUGCAGUGGAGCUCCUACGUCUCCUACGUCAGGUAUGGCUUCGAGGGGGUCAUCCUCACCAUCUACGCCAUGGAGCGCGAGGACCUGGAGUGCCUCGAGGACUUCUGCCCUUUCCAAAAGCCCAUCAAGAUCCUGCAGGAGCUGGACGUGGAGGAGGCCAAGCUCUACCUGGACUUCCUCAUCCUGGGCAUCUUCUUCAUCAUCCUGCGGCUCCUGGCUUACCUGGUGCUCAGGUACAAGGUCAAAUCUGAGAGAUAA